AGCUCGAGCUUCUUCAAGAGCAGCUGCGCAAGAAGGUGGGCCUCUUCGACUGCGACGCCUAUUCGGUGCUGAGCAGCCGCGAGAUGGAGCUGAGCGCGGGGCCGCCGCGCGUAGUGACGGAGAUCGUGCUCGGGUCGCUCAAGUGCGAGAUCGGUGGCGAGUACAUGACGGCGCUGAAUUCCGAGAUCUUCGUCCGCGUGUGGAAGAAGGUCGCCGAGAUCGGCACCUGGAGGCAGCACGACUGGACCCUCAAGCUCGACCCGGACUGCGUCUUCCUCCCCUGGCGCCUCCAGUCCCGGCUGAAGGGCAGCAGCGCCGACGACGAGGUGUACAUCAACAACUUCAAAGAGGGGCUGCACGGCCCGAUCGAGGUUCUCUCGCGCAAGGCCUUCGAAGUCUACGAUGGGGGCAUGGAGAGGUGCGUCUCCGAGCUGAGCCACGAGUGGACCAUCUGGGGCGAGGACGUGUUCCUGAGGCACUGCCUCGGCACCCUGGGCGUCAACCGCGUGGACGACUUCGGCCUCCUCACCGAGACCUUCGACCACACCCUCCCGGACUGCAGCUCCUCCAGCUCGGCGGCCUUCCACCCUCUUAAGAAGCCCGAGGACUGGUUCGCCUGCCUCGGCAAGACGGAGGAGUGAGCGCCCGGCGGUGGCGUGCGCGCCAGGACUCGCCCAGGGGGGGGGGGGCUGUGGUCUUCUCUUCCGCCGCCCGUCUCCGCCCUUCUCGGCCCUUCUCUUCCUCCCCUCCCUCCUCGCCUGCUCGUUCUCGCCGCCUGCUCCCCCUAGAGCUCCAGGCAGCCCCGACCGAGCUGGCCUGGGAGGCUCGCUGCCUCCCGCGCCCCCCCUCCGUCUCCAGGCUGCAUGUAGGGAGAGAAUUCGCCGCCUCGUCUUGUGCCCAAUUCGUGCGGCGGCGCCCGCGCGCCGCCUGGAGGAGAAGGGUGAGG
Prorocentrum cordatum is the source of this 946-nucleotide messenger RNA. Lineage: Eukaryota; Dinophyceae; Prorocentrales; Prorocentraceae. The record is from the annotation of a GenBank genome assembly.